Molecule: messenger RNA, 1485 nt
Organism: Protopterus annectens (West African lungfish)
Lineage: Eukaryota; Metazoa; Chordata; Ceratodontiformes; Protopteridae
Gene: PYCR3
Product: pyrroline-5-carboxylate reductase 3
Exons: 6
Coding region: 119-937 (272 amino acids)
Biological process (GO): L-proline biosynthetic process
Molecular function (GO): pyrroline-5-carboxylate reductase activity
Source: RefSeq, a predicted model, not a curated record
UAUUAAUACAGAAUGCUGCAGUUUCCCUCUGCUAGUUGACAACGUGUGUCUACCGGAAUAGCGUGUAGAAACAUUGAAAACCAAGUUGAGAAAGAAGAGUACACGCUAGAUCGUCCUUAUGGAUUACAAUGGAAAGUGGAGAGUAGGCUUCGUGGGGGCGGGGAAGAUGGCAUUUGCAAUAGCACAUGGCAUUAUACUUACUGGUAAACUACAACCCAGCAUGAUUAUGGCGAGUGCUCCCUCUGAUAACAAUCUCGGUAGAUUUAAGGAAGCUGGUGUGGAGACCACUCACUCAAAUGCAGCUGUCGUGAAGGGCUGCCAGGUGAUCUUUCUAGCUACAAAGCCCCAUAUCCUGCCAGGAGUCCUGGAAGAGAUUUCUAGUUUGGUUACAAAAGAGCAUAUUAUCAUCUCUGUGGCAGCUGGAGUCACCAUCCAAACCCUUGAAAGGUUUUUCCCUGUAGGAACUGCAGUAGUAAGAUCCAUGCCGAGUUUGCCAUGUGUGGUUCAGGAAAGUGCCAUUGUGUUUACGCGUGGAAGCCAUGCUGGGGACAGUGUGGCAGCACUACUGAAAGACCUGCUGUCAUCAUGCGGACUGUGUGAAGAGGUUCCUGAAUCGUACAUCGAUAUACACACAGGGCUGAGUGGUAGUGGUGUAGCAUAUGUCUAUAUGUUUGCAGAAGCCAUGGCUGAAGGUGCUGUCAAAAUGGGAAUGCCUUUCACCCUGGCUAAUAAAAUAGCAGCACAGACUCUUUUGGGAGGGGCAAAGAUGAUCCUGGAGACAGGAGACCACCCUGCUAAACUAAAGAGCGAUGUCUGCACUCCUGGAGGAACUACCAUCCAUGGUCUUCAUGAACUGGAGAAGGGCAGUCUACGUGCUACUGUCAUGAAUGCUGUUGAAGCAGCUACUACUAGAGCUCGGGAACUUGGAAAAAAGUAGAAUGCCUUUGUGCCUAGAAAAGGGGACAUUUCAACAUUCCAGUUUAUUAAUACGAGUUAUUUAAAGUGACAGAAGCAUAAGUAAAUUAGAAGAAUUGACAUUAAGCAAGUAGUUGCUAUAGUUGUAAAGGUACCAUUAGUAACAACAUGCCUGUUGCUUGGAAUAUAUACAGCUCUAUACACCCAUUCUCUCAGCUUCUGUUUAGUAUACUGACUAGGAAUUAUAAUUAUGCCUUUUAUAGUGCAAACACAGUGCUGUUAAGUGACUCCCUCAGGUUCACAAAGCUGAUAUGGAGUAGUUAUGGAGUGGCUAACAGGAUACGUAUGUCUCAAGUUUAACUGCAUAAGGUAGUAAGUGCUGUCUAGACUUAACACCUUGUCUACUGUAAUUAAAAAUAUACAUUUUCUGUGCCUUGUUUCACCUUGGUUUUCUGCCAGAUUACUAUAAGCACUUUAUUGAAGAAUACAUGUGUAUAAAUAGACCUGGGGAAUUUAUAUGUAUUUCAUUUUGUUGCCCAAUAAAGUUUUUUUUAAUAGCCAGUGACCAGA